This is a messenger RNA of Suillus subalutaceus, 240 nucleotides long. RefSeq lists its product as uncharacterized. The record is from RefSeq and is a predicted model, not a curated record. The transcript has a single exon. Lineage: Eukaryota; Fungi; Basidiomycota; Agaricomycetes; Boletales; Suillaceae. The coding region runs from base 1 to 240 and encodes 79 amino acids.
AUGCAUGGAAACCGACGUCACAUUCCAGAAGCCACGAAACAGCAAUGGGUGAUCAUGUCCACCCAUAUGUCACCCACUGCCUUAGCCCAAGCCACUCACAUGAACCUCCGAACUGUCAACCGAGUUCUUCGACUCUCUCAUCUCACAGGCUCUGUUGUUCGAAGACCCUUGGAAAGCGGAUGUCCUCGUCUGUUCACAGCAGUGGAUGUUUCAAUGAGUGAAUCAGGUCUGCAGUGUUGA